AUGAUGGAUGAUAUCAUCGUUUGGGGUUCAACUCGCGAAGAGCAUGACCAGAAUCUCCGACAAGUACUAGAGAUAGCAGAGCGUAAUAAUCUCAAACUGAACCGAGAAAAGUGCGAGUUUGGGGUGAGAAAAUUGACCUUCAUUGGAGAUGUCAUCAGCGACCAAGGAGUCUUGCCUGAUCCCAAAAAGGUCUCUGCUAUCCUCAACAUGCAGAAACCCCAAAAUAAGAAUGAUGUACAAAGAUUCAUGGGGAUGAUCAACUACAUGGGCAAAUUCAUUCCAGAUCUAUCUACCAAGUCAGCACCACUACGCAGCUUGCUUGACCAGAAGAAUCAAUGGAUGUGGCUUGAAGCACAGGAAAAGGCGUGGCAAGAACUGAAAGUUAUACUGACAACAGCGCCAGUGCUCAGGUUCUAUAACCCCAAAAAGCCCAUCAAGCUAUCAGCUGAUGCAUCAAAGAAUGGGCUCGGUGCAGUUCUACUACAACAGUAUGAUAAUGAAUGGGCACCAGUGGCGUAUGCAUCCAGAGCCAUGACAGCGGCCGAGACAAGAUACGCCCAAAUUGAAAAGGAACUGUUGGCCAUAACCUAUGCAUGUGAACGCUUUCACCAGUACAUCUACGGACAACAAAUAGAAGUGGAAACUGACCAUAAACCACUCAUUCCGUUGUUCACUAAACCACUGUGUGAUUGUCCAUUAAGAGUACAACGCAUGCUCAUCAGAGUACAACGCUAUGACUUGAAAGUGUCUUACACACCGGGUAAAUACAUGUAUACCGCUGACACACUUUCAAGGGCAGUCGAUCCUCAUGCAGAUAAAGACAGCUCCAAAGAGGAUGACAUUCAAGCCUAUGUCAAUACUAUAUUGACCAACAUGCCAGUGUCCUCUAACAGGAAGAAAGAAAUCGCCCUGGAGACAAAACGCGAUGAAACCCUCAAGACACUGAGCACAAUCAUCAAUGAAGGUUGGCCCGAGGUGAAGAGCAAAUGUCCAGUUGCAAUCAGCGAUUACUGGAACGCACGUGAUGAACUUUCACAAGCAGACGACAUGUUGUUCAAGGGAACUAAAAUAAUCAUCCCAACAUCAAUGCGCCGAAACAUGCUUGAGAAAAUCCAUGAAGGUCACCUCGGCAUUGAGAAAUGUAAACGUAGAGCCAGAGAAGUGAUGUAUUGGCCUCGCAUCAACCAAGAUGUAGCUGACAUGGUAAAAAAUUGCAACUCAUGUCAAACAUACCAGCCAAAGCAGACGGCAGAAACACUCCAGCCGCACCCUACUCCCGACCGCCCAUGGCAAAAGGUAGGAGCAGAUUUGUUCACACUCAACAGUAAGAACUAUAUAGUCAUUGUAGACUACUUCUCACAAUUUGUAGAAAUUUGCACAUUGACAAGCACAACCAGCGGCACAGUGAUUAACAACUUGAAGUCUGUGUUUUCGCGACAGGGAACUCCACAUGAAAUGUUCACCGACAAUGGACCCCAGUUUUCCAGUGCUGAAUUCAAACGCUUUUCAGCAGAUUGGGACUUCACACACACCACAUCGAGUCCCCACUAUCCUCAGUCAAAUGGAUUGGUGGAAAAUGCUGUGAAAAUUGUCAAGAACAUGAUCCGCAAAACAGUUAACAGUGGCCAAGACAUCUAUAGAGCUUUGCAGAUUUAUCGCAGUACACCACUUGAGUGCGGGAAAUCCCCAGCAGAGCUGCUGUACAACAGAAGAAUUCGUUCCAAUCUUCCCAUGGUGGACAGCUUGCUUGGUUUUAAACAUCUGGACAGUAAAGCAUUCAAGCAAAGAAAGGACGCACAAAAGGAAAAACAAAAGGGUGGAUCCCGUGACCUUCCUCUACUUCAAGUAGGAGAUACCGUGAGGCUGCUGGAUACGACUAAGAAUAUGUGGUCUCAGGGCGGAGUAGUUACAGCCGCAUUGCCAAACCGUUCAUAUCAAGUAGAUACAGGCAAUGGCACGAGACGUCGUAAUAGGCGGCACUUGAGAGUUGCUUCACAACCGCCACAGCAGUGUGACUUCAUCGAGCCAUCAUCCAAAGAACAGGAUUUCGAAACAACCACGACCGCAACAGCAGUUGAGCCGAACAACAACGACAUCACUCAACCAACAGCUACUAUGACCAGGAGCGGACGAGUUGUUAAGCCACCGAUAAGACUUGAUCUAUAA
This is a messenger RNA of Asterias rubens (European starfish), 2166 nucleotides long. RefSeq lists its product as uncharacterized. The record is from RefSeq and is a predicted model, not a curated record. Lineage: Eukaryota; Metazoa; Echinodermata; Asteroidea; Forcipulatida; Asteriidae. The coding region runs from base 1 to 2166 and encodes 721 amino acids. Gene Ontology annotation, molecular function: nucleic acid binding. Gene Ontology annotation, biological process: DNA integration. The transcript has a single exon.